This is a messenger RNA of Phytophthora sojae, 1749 nucleotides long. RefSeq lists its product as hypothetical. The record is from RefSeq and is a predicted model, not a curated record. Lineage: Eukaryota; Oomycota; Peronosporomycetes; Peronosporales; Peronosporaceae. Gene Ontology annotation, molecular function: GTPase activity; GTP binding. The transcript is spliced from 5 exons. Bases 1 to 1749 code for a protein of 582 amino acids.
AUGCUGAAGCUUCUGCACAACGGCGAAGACAUGGCCAGUAGCUCCAGAGCGGAAACUCCUAGCGAAUCAAGCGACUCAGGCGGGACCGAAGCAUCGGAGAUCGCCCAGUCGAUCCGGUUUGGACUGCUGUCGCCACUUCUCGAGUCGUGGAGUGGGAGAUGCGCCGUGGUCACGUCCAUGGGGAAUCAGUCAACGGGCAAAAGCUACUUCCUGAAUCACCUCACCGGCACAUCAUUCGCAAUCUCCGGCUCACGCUGCACGGAUGGGGCUUGGAUGUCGUUGCGGUUCGUAUCCGCCAACAUUCUCCUCGUUGUGCUGGACUUCGAGGGUCUCGGCUCUUUUGAGAGAUCCGAGCAAGAAGAUAUUUUCCUGUCGGUGUUGAAUGCCUCGGUAUCCCUGUUCACUGUCUUCCGGAUGGAAAGUAGAUUCGACAAGGACCUUGACAAUUUGUUUUCCCGUUUCCAGAAGGGCGUCCAGCUCAUCAAGAACGACCCGCGACUAUUCCGUGGGCUAUUGUAUAUGAGCGUGAAGGACGUGAACUUGAAUGACCGGCGCGGCGUGUACUCUGAACUUAAAGCGAAGAUGAACGCCAUUUUCAAGUCUAGCAGGGAGCACUUCCUCAUGGAGAUGUACGCCGGUAGCCUCCAAAUUAACUGCGCACCGCCGUUCGGUACGAUUGAGUACUAUCAGAGCAUGGAGAAGGACUCGGCUGCGACUUUGUUGAAGAUCGUGGCUCCGUUUGGGAAGGAAGCAGGGGGGUUCGUCACGGCAUGGACAACCGAUGCGAGUCAAAAGCUGCCUGGGAUCUUGCGCACGGGGUGCCACGUCUCCCAGUCACUGGUGACCGACCCGACCAUACCCGAUCACUUGAAGGAGGACGUCCUGCGCGUUGGUGCUCGAGAAAAAGUUGUAAUCUUAGCGAAAGAAGUGUUCCAGGCCUAUCCUAGCUUUGUGCCGAAGUGGACGCCCCUGAAUGACGCCGUAGCGCUGGACGGUAUCAAAGAUUCCGAGUUUGAUCUGGGCGUCGACGUGACUGCGCUUGACGGCAGGAAAGGAAGACAGAUUCAAAAGAUGAUGAACGCGCUCUUCCGGCAGUUACAAGGGGCGGAAUAUGGCAAAUCGAGACUUACUACGGAGCACCAGAGCUCGUUUGACGCUUUUGUGGCCUUUGUACUGCGUCGACGCAAGAUGAAGGUGGCAAGUUGGCUUCGUAGCCAUGGGGCUGAAGAUGGUGGGUCGGUUGCGCACAUGUGCCUUGGUAGUCACGGGUGUCCAGCGAUGUGCAUGGUUGACGGCGUUUGCGAGCAAAAGGUUCGCCUAAAGAAGUCGGCGCGUACGUGUACCGGUGCGCGCGGCUCGUUCCAGUACAUUUUCCAGGAGAUGAACGGCUGCAAGAAGCAGUGCGCGCAGGUUCUAGCUAGCGGCACGAGAGAUCACGAAGGGGUCCAGCAUUCCUGUAUUGCCCCAGUGAGUGAUAGGACGCAGUCUCACGGCAGCAGCAGCAGCUCUGGAAACGCUGGCAAGCACUUUGGGCACAUGGGACUCCACGUCACCUCCCACGGGAACAUGAAGCAGACCUAUUUCCUGGCAAAAGGCAACGACAUCGACGUCGAGGAGCGCAAAUACCAAGUCGGCGAGCGCGGCAUCGCUGAAAUGAUGCGCAGGGCUUUCGGCGUCAGAAGAUUCAAAUGGACGGGUUACUGGAAGAUGGCGAUGGCGUGCGCUGCAUUGACAACAUCGGACCGGUGA